Molecule: messenger RNA, 426 nt
Organism: Capronia epimyces CBS 606.96
Lineage: Eukaryota; Fungi; Ascomycota; Eurotiomycetes; Chaetothyriales; Herpotrichiellaceae
Exons: 1
Coding region: 1-426 (141 amino acids)
Source: RefSeq, a predicted model, not a curated record
AUGACAUUGGUUACUCGUCGACACACCCACACACCCACACACACAUAUGAUCUAUCGGUCUUCGACGACCAAUACUCACAACAACAUGCUCACCUCCAAAAACAAACCCGCCAUCACCGCCUACCGAGUCUACUUUACCACCUCGGUCAAUCCAAACUAGACAAUGAAUGCCGUCGACAAACACCCGACCUUCACAGGAUAGUUGCACAUGCUUCCAAUGUCGACAGUGUACGACGCUGGUCUCAUGACCUCACCGAACUGUCCGAGACUGUUCCCGUCGACUCGAGCUCUGAUGACGAAGAUUCGGAUCCAUUCAAAGACUGCUACGAAGAAGAAGACAGCGAAUAUACUGCCCCGGGUGGCGACGUUGCAAUCUUUGGCUGUGACAUUGGGGACGAAGAUGCCCAUGUCAUCGACGCUACGUAG